ACCAAUUCAAUUCAAUUCAGUCCAAUUCAAUUCUCACUCGUUGUCUGUUUAUGGAGAGCGAAUCGCUGAGUUGAAUCGGAGCGAUACGAGAUCUGACUCACUCUCUCCGUCGUCUAACUCAUGGGCGCUGCCGGCUCCAAACUCGAGAAGGCUCUCGGCGACCAGUUCCCCGAAGGCGAGCGUUACUUUGGCCUCGAGAAUUUUGGCAAUACUUGUUAUUGCAACAGCGUUUUGCAGGCACUUUAUUUUUGUGUUCCAUUUCGGGAACAGUUGCUAGAGUACUACUCAAAUAAUAAAAACGUAGGGGAUGCUGAAGAGAAUCUCUUGACAUGUUUGGCAGACUUAUUUACGCAGAUAAGUUCUCAGAAGAAGAAAACAGGUGUCAUUGCCCCAAAGCGUUUUGUGCAGAGAUUGAAGAAACAAAAUGAGCUUUUCCGCAGCUAUAUGCACCAGGAUGCUCAUGAAUUCUUGAAUUUCUUGCUGAAUGAACUUGUUGACAUACUUGAGAAAGAGGCUCAAGCUGCAAAAAGUGAUCCAGAAACUUCAUCACCACCGGAAAAGAUUGCAAAUGGGCCGAAGAAUGGUCAUGCAAAUGGUGUUAGGAAAGAGCCGUUGGUUACCUGGGUGCACAAAAAUUUUCAGGGAAUACUUACUAAUGAGACAAGGUGCUUGCGGUGUGAGACAGUGACAGCUAGAGAUGAAACUUUUUUUGACUUGAGUCUUGAUAUAGAACAAAACAGUUCAAUAACAAGCUGUUUGAAAAAUUUUAGCUCCACAGAAACUUUGAAUGCAGAGGACAAAUUUUUCUGUGACAAGUGUUGCAGCUUGCAAGAAGCGCAGAAGAGGAUGAAGAUAAAGAAGCCUCCUCAUAUCCUGGUCAUCCAUCUAAAGCGGUUUAAAUACAUCGAGCAGCUUGGGCGAUACAAGAAGUUAUCAUACCGGGUCGUCUUUCCACUUGAACUUAAGCUUAGCAACACAAUGGAAGAUUCAGAUAUCGAGUAUUCACUAUUUGCUGUAGUAGUCCAUGUUGGGAGUGGGCCAAACCAUGGGCAUUAUGUCAGUCUUGUGAAAAGCCAUAACCACUGGUUGUUUUUUGAUGACGAAAACGUGGAGAUGAUCGACGAGUCAGCCGUGCAAACAUUUUUUGGGUCGGCACAGGAAUAUUCAAGUAAUACAGAUCAUGGGUACAUCUUGUUCUAUGAGAGCAUCAGUGCUAGUAGCAAGAGUUGAGUAGAGGAGAUGGAGAGGAGAGGAAGGGCUUUGGUUUUAUUACAAUCAUUAGUUACUUUUUAAUCAUUCGGACUGAGAUUUUUCGUUUUACUGUCGAUGUCUAUUAAUUUUCUUUUGUUUUUUUCAACCUGUGAGAAGAGCUAUGAAUGAGAGGGAGAGAUGGAAAUGGAAAUGGAAAUGGGUUGUGAAAAAUGUAUACUUAGGAUGUACAGUGGAUGGUGGUGGAAGCACACUUCUGUCCUUUUGUUUUUUGUUUAACAAUAAGAGGGAAAAAAAGAGCAGCACAGUGUAUAUGGUGUGUGAGAUUAUCACAGAGACAGUUUGUAUUCUUGCUGUUUGAGAAUGUUAAUUUAACACUAGAAAAUUGCAAUUUGCUCAA
Pistacia vera is the source of this 1609-nucleotide messenger RNA. RefSeq names its product ubiquitin carboxyl-terminal hydrolase 4. Gene Ontology annotation, molecular function: cysteine-type endopeptidase activity; cysteine-type deubiquitinase activity. Bases 121 to 1230 code for a protein of 369 amino acids. The record is from RefSeq and is a predicted model, not a curated record. The transcript has 6 exons. Gene Ontology annotation, cellular component: cytosol; nucleus. Gene Ontology annotation, biological process: protein deubiquitination. NCBI's taxonomy places the organism in Eukaryota, Viridiplantae, Streptophyta, Magnoliopsida, Sapindales, Anacardiaceae.